AUGCACAAACGUCUCAUGCUCGCGACACAGAACAGUUUCGACAGUCUCGAUGAUGAUACCAAUAGCGACUUGCAAAUGACACACCAUCACAAUACUAUUCUUGAUGCUCUCGAUGAGCUAGAACUCAUGGAAGUUGACAAUGAUCCCAAUGCUGAUCAAACAGAUACCGACGAUGAUGAAUCACAAGAACUCGAAAUACUAGACUCUGCUACAGGCCCUGUUGUACCACCAAAGAUUCCUACCCCCCCUCCGACAGUGGAUAUCUCAUACAUGGUCUCUAUCCUCUCGGCUAGUGAAAUGAAGAAGGCCAAGAGCAAACGAGAGCCAGUCAACACAUCCAUUGACCUUUGCACUGAUGAACCAUGGGACACUCUCAAAGCACAGAUUCUUGUGAAGAUCUCGACAGCAAUCAAUCCCUGCAUGCUCCAUUUUGACGACUACUCACUUACCUAUCACAUCUCUUGGGUUCUACCUAAACCUGGCCUAUCUCUCUUGACUGAGGCUGACUACAAUGGUAUGAUGAAACGGGUCGACGGAAUGGCUGCGAAGGCUCCGACUGUCAACAUCAAUGUUAUCCAAACACAGCCGGCUAGCAACAACAAUGAAAACCAGGGCGAGGAUGAAUCAGAGCUUGCAAAAAAGAUUGUGAUACUGAUUUUGAGCAGUGCCAUCAGCCCAGUCUUACAGCGCCGACUCGAUGCACAGGCCAAGACAGUGACAGAACCCGCAUCUUCAACUCCUGUUGUCAAUGUCACAUUCAGCAAUGAGUUUGCAAGUCUUUUCAAGUCGAACCACACAGCUCUGAACACAACAACCUCAGGAAUUGGGCCAGCGCCAAUCUCCACAUCUUCGCUCAUUCCCCCAUUGCGCAAGCCUGGCAAUGACAUUUCCAUUGUGGCUUUCUGUGCCCUGUACCAGCUUGACGACAGCAUCGCUACAAAAUUUGCUUCUCAUUCAUUCAAGGAAGCGCGCUUACUCUGUUAUGUGACUUUUUCAGACCUCAAGGAGAUGGAGUUCAAGUUUGGUGAGAUAGCUGCAUUACACGAUGCUGUUGAGAGGUGGUCUAUUCCUACUAGUAUGGCAUGA
Suillus fuscotomentosus is the source of this 1086-nucleotide messenger RNA. RefSeq lists its product as uncharacterized. Bases 1 to 1086 code for a protein of 361 amino acids. The record is from RefSeq and is a predicted model, not a curated record. Lineage: Eukaryota; Fungi; Basidiomycota; Agaricomycetes; Boletales; Suillaceae. The transcript is spliced from 5 exons.